AUGGUUGAGAAGUUGACGGCUGAAGGGAAUAAAGAAAUUGGCUCGGUAUCAGUGGGUGCAAGGAGGAGAGUGGAAGAGGAUAGGAUCACAGAGAUUGAAGAGUGGAAAGAAAGCAAAGAAAAGAUGGAAAGGAAAAACAAUAUUGUGAUUUUUGGGUGGAAUGGUAAAGAUAGGAUAGAGAAGAAGGAGAUAGCUGAUUUUUUCCAAGAAGAGAUAGGAUUGGAGAAUAUGGAAGAAAGUAUUGAAGAGAUAAGGCAGACAGGGACAAACAGAAAAAUGGUAUGGGUCAAGAUGAAAAAGUUAGAGGAUAAAAAGAAGAUAAUGGAGAGAAAAGCAAUGUUAAAAGGUAAAAAAGUAUUUAUCGAGAAUAACAGAACAAAAAAGGAGAGAGAAGAACAGAAGGAAUUAAAGAAAAGAGUGUGGAUAGCAAGAAACCAAGGAGCGAAAAAUGUAAAAGUGGGGUUUGGAAGACUGUGGGUGGAAGGAGUGAUGUACAGGUGGGACGGAUUUGAGGUGAUUGGUUUAUGUGAAACGUGGGUAGAAGAGAAGGGAUGGGAAGUAACAAAGAACAGAUUGCCGUCAGAGUGGAGUUGGGACUACAUCCCUGCAGAAAGAGUCGAGAGAAGAGAAAGUGCCAGAGGUGGAAUUAUCUUAGGGGUUAGGAAAGAGAUAGCAGGUCAGCUCGUAGAGAAGAGGAAAGGGAUGAUAAAAAGAGAGGUUAGGGUGGGAAAGAAAAUGUGGGACGUUUACUCCAUCUACAAUGACAGGGAGGGUAGGGAAAUGUUGGAAGAGUUAGAUGAGUUAGAUGAGUGGGUGAAAGAGGGAGAGGAAGAAAGAGAAAUUAUAAUAGGAGGAGACUGGAACGCAAGAAUUGGUGAAAUGGCCAGCGUCGAAGAGUUGAACGGGGGGGAAAAAAGAUGGUCGGAAGAUCCAAUAGUGAACAGCGAGGGAAGGAUGUUGAUGGAUCUGAUCGAUCGGAGGGGGUGA
Cotesia congregata is the source of this 987-nucleotide messenger RNA. NCBI's taxonomy places the organism in Eukaryota, Metazoa, Arthropoda, Insecta, Hymenoptera, Braconidae. The record is from the annotation of a GenBank genome assembly.